UAUGCAAACGCAGACAGGCUUCAAAUACACAAACCAGUUCGAUCAGAUCUUCAAGAAGUGGAAGUUGAAUUGGAAUAGUGAUCUGUAACAAGGUUAAGCAGCAGCCAUGUCAAAUUCGAAAGGAACUUUUAAUACGGCUGAUCCGAUGCCACCCUCUCCUGUAUGUCUUCCUGAAAACUCGAAAAAAGAAGCAGUCAUACCUCCAAGCAUUGAACCUCCUCCACAAAUUGUCUACGUGUCAGAUGGAAUUUAUGUACCUCAAGUCGUCAGCGGUUCGGCCGAAUCAGGCAUUCAUCAACAAUACGAUGUCGGUGCCCUUGAAGAUCCCUUGGUCAAAGGAUUCUCCUUCGAUAACCCGAGCAUCAGAAGAGGAUUCAUAAGGAAAGUGUACGCCAUACUGUCUGUUCAACUAGCAAUCACCUUAUCAUUUAUUUGCUGGUUUCUCUUCGACUGCAACACCAAAGAGUUCGUGCAAAACAAUCCCAUAUUAUUAUUUAUCUCAAUUGGCGUGGUAUUUGUAUCGUUAAUUUUCUUAGCUUGUUGUGGAGACCUACGCAGAAGAGCUCCCAUGAACUAUAUUAUUCUGUUUACCUUCACUCUGGCAGAGUCUGUAUUGCUAGGGACCAUAACUUCAAUGUGUGACGUAGAUAUAGUGGCACUGGCAGUUGGUAUGACUGCGAUUGUUUGCUUUGGGCUCACUUUGUUUGCCUUCCAAACUAAAUUUGAUUUCACUUUCAUGGGAGGCAUGCUCUUUAUCUUUCUUUUGUUACUCAUCGUCAUGGGAAUUGCAUUUGCAGUCAUUAACACCAACAUACUCAAUUUGGUAUAUUCAUUUUUGGGGGCGCUGUUGUUUUCUGCUUAUUUAGUAUAUGACACUCAACUGAUGUUGGGAGGCAGUCAUAAAUAUGCAAUUUCUCCAGAAGAAUAUAUAUUUGCCGCCAUUAACCUUUAUGUAGACAUUAUUAACCUGUUCCUGCGCAUAUUGAUCAUACUGAGACAUUUCAGAUAAGACUGUUAAUUCUUCACCAGUACGAGUUCUUCAAUCUGGUAAAAAAUUAAAGUUUUACCCAAGUGUAAAAACAGUAAUUCUGAGCAUGAAUGACAUAUAUAUUGGACUUUUCCUGAAUAGAUGAACUUUAUACCUAAUAUUGAAUAAAGUACCAAUUUUUUGUUUCA
Leptinotarsa decemlineata (Colorado potato beetle) is the source of this 1176-nucleotide messenger RNA. RefSeq names its product protein lifeguard 1. Gene Ontology annotation, cellular component: membrane. The record is from RefSeq and is a predicted model, not a curated record. NCBI's taxonomy places the organism in Eukaryota, Metazoa, Arthropoda, Insecta, Coleoptera, Chrysomelidae.